UUCCUCAGAUACUUCCUUCUUCUUUCUCUGUCUCUGGGAAUAAAAGAAGACAAAGUUCUUCUCUUUUGUUCCGAAGGUUUUGAGUUUUGUAAGCCGAGUAGCUGCAAGAGGAUUGGCUAGUAGAGGGUAUAUACAUCUGAUCAAGAUAUGAAUCGUAAGGUGCGUCAGAGAGUUGAUGAAGAUGGUAAGGAUAAGAGUCGUAAGGUGCGUCAGAGAGUUGAUGAAGAUGGAUCGGAUAUGAGUCGUAGGGUGCGUCAGAGAGUUGAUGAAGAUGGUAAGGAUAAGGUUGGUGGUGCACCAAGCUAUCUUCUGACUGGUGAUGAGGAUGCAGCACCAAAGGUUCAAGAGUCGUCUAAGGAUUGGUCUAGUCUGACUUACGACCUGAUGCUUCACGUGUUCACUCUACUGGACAACCGCGACCGAGCUAGCUUAGCAUCCACCUGUACGACAUUGAGAAGCCUCGGUGCUUCUCCUUACCUCUGGAGUUCUUUGGAUCUUCGCGCUCACAGGUUUGAUGAUUCAGCAGCAGCUUCUCUCGCAGAUAGAUGUGCUGAUCUUGAGAAGGUUAGGUUUGAUGGCCUUGACUCCGCUGCCGCCUUGGUUAAUCUCAAAGCAAGGAAGCUGCGUGAGAUAACCGGCGAAUCUUGUGAGAACCUAACAGAUGCUACGUUGUCUAUGAUCAUUGCACGCCAUGAAGCUCUUGAGAGCCUCGAGCUUGGACGAGGCUUCGGCGAUAGGAUCACUAGCCAGGCUAUAAAGAUAAUAGCCAUUUGCUGUCCCAAACUUAAGAAACUCCGUAUCUCUAGAAUGAUAGACGUUAGCGCUGAGGCGAUUCUAUCUCUGGCCGAGCACUGCCCCCUGCUAAGCGAUGUUGGAUUCUUGGAUUGUCUGAACAUCAACGAAGAAGCCUUGGGGAAAGUGAUUUCUCUUCGCUACCUCACCGUCACCCGGACGUUAAACAUGGACUGGAGAGCUGCAGCAGAGAGUUGGGGGAAGCUUCCGAACUUAACCGGUUUGGAUGUCUCGAGAACCGGCGUUGACCACGGGACGGUUUCGAGGCUGUUGACAUCGUCUAAGAGUUUGAAAGUUGUGUGUGCUUUAAACUGCCCCGUGCUCGAACACGAUGCAGAUUUCAACCCUGGUAGAUUCGAAGGAAAGCUCUUGAUUGCUAAGUUUAAUGACACUUUAAAUGGGAUUGCUUCUCUAUUUUUCGAAGAUAACUCAUCAAAGAUGAUGCCAGAGGAUGAUACAAGGCGUUGGCUCGAGGGGAACCUUUCUCGCACUCUUCUAUCUUUGACAGAAAGCAACUUACUAGGAUUGAACGGUUUCUGGCAGAAGGAUGGAGCUAAGUUGUUUCUUAGGCUAAUGCAAAGCUCGCAAGAGGAAGUCCAAGAGAGAGCAACCAGAGGACUUGCAUCUUUCAUCCAUUUGAGUGAUGACAGUGAUAGUAUAUACCGCGAAAGAGCCGAUUCAGUUGUGCGUCAUGGAGGCAUCCCGAUUCUGUUUAAACUUGCUGAAUCUUGGAAAGAAAGUUUCCAGUCGGAAGCUGCCAAGGCUAUUGCGAACUUGUCUUUGAAUGCUGAUGCUGCAAAGGCUGUUUCUGAAGAAGGAGGGGUCAGUGUUCUUCUCGGUUUAGCCAAGUCUAAGAAUAGACUUGUGGCUCAAGAAGCUGCUGGUGCAAUAUGGAAUCUCUCUCUUGGAGACGCAUAUAAGGCCAUUUCACGAGAUGGAGGAGUGAAUGUGUUGAUGGAUCUUCUCUUUAGAUGGUCAUAUGAAUAUGGUGAACUUAUGGAGCGUGCUGCUGGUGCAUUAGCUAAUUUAGCAGGAGACGACAAGUGCAGCAUGGAUAUUGCAAAAGCAGGAGGUGCGAAUGCCUUGGUGACGCUGGCUCGAAACUGCGAGUAUGAAGGAGCACGAGAACAUGCGGUUCGUGGUUUGGCUAAUCUGGCUGCUCAUGAUGAUAGCAACAAUAACAAUGCUGCUAUUGGAGAAGUGCCUCGUGCCUUGGAAACUAUUAUUCAGCUGACGAGGUCCCGUCAUGGUGGUGUUAAACAAGAAGCUGCUGGUGCUCUUUGGAAUUUGGCAUACGAUGAAAAUAAUAGAGAAUUGAUUGCUGAAUUGGGUGGUGUUGAAGCCUCGGUGGCACUUGCCAACUCCUGUAUGAAUAAUAAUACAUCAAGGGAUCUGCAAAAGAGUGCAGCUGGUGCUCUUUGGAGUCUAUCAAACUCAGAAGACCACAGCAUUGUAAUCGGACGUGAAGGUGGUAUACCUCCUCUAGUUGCUCUUGCACGAUCUCAAUAUGAGGAUGUGCAUGAAGUUGCUGCAGGAGCUCUAUGGAAUCUUUCUUUUAAUCAUGUCAAUGCUCUCCGCAUUGUGGAGGAAGAAGGAGUUCUAGCGCUUGGUCGCAUGUGUACUUCUUCUCCUUCCAAAAUGGCUCGUUUCCUGGCAGCAUUAACAUUAGCAUACAUCUUUGAUAGAAGGAUGGAUGAAAGUGUAAGGGCUUCUCCUAAACACUUGGCUAAUGUUAGAAGAAGCGGGCUUAAAUACAUUGAAAGUUACAUUAACACUUUCAUGGAUCCACAAACCCUUGCAACUGCUGCUUCAUCUUAUACUUCAUCUAUGUUAGCAAAAGUAUUGAAGAGAGUUCGUAUCCCAGAAGUUGACAUCUUGAGAUGUAGUGAUAAAGAAAUUGAAAGGUUUGUUACAAUGCUGCGUAACCCUUCUCCUGUACUCAAAAAAAUUGCAGCCUUUGCGCUUCUCCAGUUCACAGUACCGGAAACUAGUCACGCCGAGCAUCAUGCAAGCUUGAUGCAUGACACUGGAUAUCCUAAACUUUUGCGUAUUGCUGCUGCAGCUACAAGUAUGCCUCAUGAAGCUAAGAUCUUUGCGAAAAUUGUGCUUCGCAACCUUGAGCAUCACCAGCCAGAAUGUUCAAAAGGAAAGAGAGUAUCAACUUCUAAAUAGGAUUCGGGCGCCUAUUUCAUUAGCAUUUCUUUAGUGAAUAGACUAUUUAUGUAUCUCUCAGACCAUAAAAAUCAAGACGGAAGCAAAGAAUCAGAGGUACAUCAAGACUAUGGUCUCAGAAGAUGUUUGAUCCAUAUUAAAGACAAGA
Brassica oleracea var. oleracea is the source of this 3112-nucleotide messenger RNA. Its product is annotated as protein ARABIDILLO 2-like. Lineage: Eukaryota; Viridiplantae; Streptophyta; Magnoliopsida; Brassicales; Brassicaceae. Gene Ontology annotation, molecular function: protein binding. The coding region runs from base 148 to 2964 and encodes 938 amino acids. The record is from RefSeq and is a predicted model, not a curated record. The transcript has 10 exons.